Messenger RNA from Saimiri boliviensis boliviensis (Bolivian squirrel monkey), 876 nucleotides. It is a transcript of the gene ARL13A, whose product is annotated as ARF like GTPase 13A. Gene Ontology annotation, molecular function: GTP binding; GTPase activity. Lineage: Eukaryota; Metazoa; Chordata; Mammalia; Primates; Cebidae. The record is from RefSeq and is a predicted model, not a curated record. Gene Ontology annotation, cellular component: ciliary membrane; non-motile cilium; motile cilium. Gene Ontology annotation, biological process: receptor localization to non-motile cilium; non-motile cilium assembly.
AUGUUCCGGCUUUUGACCGCCUGCUGGUCUCGACUAAAGACACCAGAAGAGACACGAAGGAAUGUGACCAUACCUAUCAUUGGCUUGGACAACUCAGGGAAAACUCUUCUCGUGGAGACAUUCCAAAAAUUACUUCCCAGUAAGACAGACCAUUGUAUGAAAUCGGAACUGACUACACUUUUGUUAGAUAAGUAUGAACUUUCCAUCUAUGACCUGAACGGAGAUCUGAGGGGCCGAGAAGCAUGGCCAAACUACUACGCACAAGCACAUGGGCUUGUUUUCGUCCUGGAUUCCAGUGAUAUAAGACGCAUGCGGGACGUGAGGAUCAUCUUAACACAUCUGCUGCCUGAUAAAAGAGUGGCAGGGAAACCCAUCUUACUCCUAGCAAACAAACAGGACAAGAAGAAAGCCCUCAUGCCUGGUGAUAUUAUUGAUUAUCUAUUUCUAGACAAGCUCGUGAAAGAGAAUAAGUGCCCGUGCCGACUGGAGCCAUGUUCAGCCAUCAGCAACCUUGACAGAAGAAACCAUCAGCCCAUAGUUGAAGGACUGCGCUGGCUAUUAGCUGUCAUUGCUACUCGCCAACUACCACCCACUUUGAGCAUCCCAAUCUCCAAGGAAAACAGAGGCUCUGAACAGAGAUGCUCUUCAAGCAGCUUCUCCACCAGACUUGAAAUGCCAAAGAAGAAAACGCAGCAUCUAGAACAAUAUUCAAUAGAAGCUAAGCCUCUAAAGUCAAUCCUACAGAAAGAAGGAACAAGAUUACGGCCUAAAAAGAAUAUGUCAGUAACAUUUGCUUUACAUGAUGAACCCAGGAAAGAAGCUGAACAUUCUAGAAGAAUUAGAGCUCGGAAUACUAUGGAGCUUUGCUACAAAUGA